Molecule: messenger RNA, 1174 nt
Organism: Dentiscutata erythropus
Lineage: Eukaryota; Fungi; Glomeromycota; Glomeromycetes; Diversisporales; Gigasporaceae
Source: the annotation of a GenBank genome assembly
AUGGAUUAUGAAUAUGAAGUGGAAAAAGUAAUUGAUAAGAAAGAGGAAAACGGAAUUGAAUAUUAUUUUCUUAAAUGGAAAAAUUUUGAUGAAUCAUAUAAUACAUGGGAGCCUGCUCAGAAUUUGAAUUGUCCUGGAUUGCUACAAACUUUUAAUCUUGAGAAAGCGUUGGAACAAUGGUUAAUAGAAGAAGAUUUGUGUAUUCUUCGACAGCAGCCGCAAAAUGGUACAAUUCGUAAAAAAUCCAAAACGAAGAACAUGAUCGAAUUCGAGCAUUCGCACCAAACCUUUAUUCAUAAUGAUGAACCACCAAUUCCAAUUUUCAACGAUAUCGAUAAUCAAGGAAUUCCUCUAGAAUUCACUUAUGUUGAUGAUUAUGUAUAUGGAAAAGACGUUCCUCAUCCUGAACAAUAUCAAGGUCCUAUAGUUGGAUGUGACUGUGAAUUUGGUAAAUGCAAAGGAAAACAUUGUAGCUGCUUAAAAAAAGAAAAUGGAGGUCGCCUUUACUAUAACCGUAUAACCGGUGCCGUGAAUUUAGAACCUGGGAAUGCAAUUAUUGAAUGUAAUGAUGCAUGUUCCUGUGACUUAUCAUGCCCUAAUCGUGUAACGCAACGUCGGCGAAAUGUCAACUUGGGACUGAAAAGAUUCGCGGAAAAAGGAUGGGGAGUCAUCGCGUUACAACGUAUCCCAAAGGACUCGUUUAUUACUUAUUAUCUUGGAGAAAUUAUAACAUCGCAGGAAGCUGAUUUACGUGGAAAUAAAUACGAUGAAGUAGGAAAAACUUAUUUAUUUGAUAUUGAUUUCUACGAUGACGAUAGCACCGCAACAUCAUUUUUCACAAUCGAUGCUUGUAAAUAUGGAAAUAUUUCACACUUUUUUAAUCAUUCAUGUGAUCCAAAUCUUGUGGUAUUUCCGGUGCUUAAUGGCACAUGUGAUAUAAGGCUUCAUCAUGUCGCUUUUUUUGCAAAAAGAGAUAUUGAAUUUGGAGACGAACUUACUUUUGAUUAUGUUGGUGCAGUCGAGUCAAAACAUACAAGCGAUGGUAGUAGAAUGGAUGUUGACGUUCAAAUACAAGAAGAGAAUAUAUCAAAGUUUGAAUGUUGUUGGAUGUGGAACGGUGGAACUGAUUUUGCAAGAAUUGUUAAUCCUAGUAAUAUUGAAAGGAAAACAGCUA